This is a messenger RNA of Galendromus occidentalis (western predatory mite), 1545 nucleotides long. Its product is annotated as delta-like protein C. NCBI's taxonomy places the organism in Eukaryota, Metazoa, Arthropoda, Arachnida, Mesostigmata, Phytoseiidae. Bases 1 to 1545 code for a protein of 514 amino acids. Gene Ontology annotation, biological process: cell communication. Gene Ontology annotation, cellular component: membrane. The record is from RefSeq and is a predicted model, not a curated record. The transcript has 12 exons.
AUGGCCAUCAGCCAAGAUCUCAUCCGAGUUGUGUUCUGCCUCACGUUCCUUCUGAUUCAGGUGGGAUCGACGGGGAUCUUCCAUCUCAAGAUAUAUGACCUAGCAAGCGCAAACACCCUCUGCAACGCAACACAAGUGAAUCCUUGCAACACAUAUGUCAGGGCGUGUUUGUCACGACAAGGCGCAAAACAAUGUCGGCUCGGGUCGUUCGUCAGCGACGUUCUCGUAAACGGCACACUGGAUACCCCGCUGAUGACACAAUUCACAUUCGACCAAGCUUGGCCGGAGAAAUUCGAGCUCGCAGUGGAACAAUGGCUCGUUGUAAACGCGUCGGACGUUGCCGUGGCUCAGUCUGAAGGUUUCCGGCAGCGGAGCCGUCUUGCCCGAAGGAAGCGGACUCGCGUUGUCGAAUCAUUGAGGAACGCCGCUCUGUACACUUUAGAAUGGGCAGCGAAGAUGAUUUUCACCAUUCCGGAUCGUCUCAUCAAAGACAAGAAGAGAACGGAUUCAUCGAUUUCACGAACGGUGCAAGACAACCACAACGGGAAGCUGUUGGCACGGUUUGUGGUCCGCAAAAGUCUACCGGUCGGCUCAGCCCCGGUGAACUGGAAAGAGGACUCUAAGGUGGGCCGAAUGUCGAUCGAGUUUCGAGUUUCUUGUAGCGAAGGCUAUACAGGAGCUACCUGCGUCGAAACUUGCCCGGGACUGAAUGACGUCAAUGCCAGAUUCAAUUGCACCGAAGGAGGCCGGAAAAUAUGCUCGGAAGGCUGGUCCGGUCUGGAAUGUGAUAAGGCGGAAUGCAGAGAAGGUUGUAGUGCUGAACAUGGAUACUGCAAUCAACCUGGUGAAUGCCGGUGUAUGCGCGGCUGGCAAGGAACGAAUUGCACGGAGUGCAUAAAAUUCCCGGGCUGUUUGCACGGGACCUGCAGCAACCCCUUCGAAUGUAAUUGCGACGAAGGCUGGAGUGGACUCUUCUGUCAACGACCCAUCUGCAAAAAGCAGUGCCAUCCGACCAGAGGAUUCUGCGAUCGGCCGGACACCUGCUCGUGCCGCUUCGGAUGGACUGGAAAUAACUGCGACCAGUGCAAGCCGCUCCCGGGCUGCAUAAAUGGUUACUGUACGAAACCGUUGGACUGUUUGUGCCAACCCGGCUGGACCGGUCUGUUCUGUCAUCUUCGUAAGUCGACCUGUUCCGUUGACUGCCAUCCCGAGAACGGCUUCUGUGAUAGACCCGAAGAGUGCAGAUGUCGCGUUGGGUGGACGGGACCAAAGUGCACUGAAUGCGUCCCGUAUCCUGGUUGUGUUCAUGGCAGCUGCGUUAAACCGUGGGAAUGCGUCUGCAAUCCGGGUUGGGCUGGCAGGCUCUGUGACAAAGCGGCUCCCGCGACAUCGACCGAAACGCCAGCGACCGAUUCAACCAGCGAGAAGCCUCCUUGCUUAGCCAAAGGUGACGGGACUGUCGAGUGUCCAGAGAACCCCGGGACUAAUUCGACUGACUGCGUCGGAGAUGACUGCAACCAGUCGGAACUUCUCUAUCGUCUGUGA